This is a messenger RNA of Paralichthys olivaceus (Japanese flounder), 1147 nucleotides long. Lineage: Eukaryota; Metazoa; Chordata; Actinopteri; Pleuronectiformes; Paralichthyidae. The record is from RefSeq and is a predicted model, not a curated record.
GUAACGCAGAUAAAAGCUCGGCUGCGUUGGGAUACUUCAUCGCUCCGUGUGUGGCCACUCUGGGGACGCUGCUCUGCUACCUGCUGCUGCCCCACCUGGACUUUGCUCGUUUUUACCUGAACAGGAAUCAGUGUGAGGCGGAGACGUCGCAGGAACUCAUGGACAGCACCGACAAAAAGGUCGUAAGCGGCGAAGACCUCGAAACCAACGGGAAGUUCCUCAGUGAAACGCAGGAGAGUCCAGAGCGCUCCUCUGUCUUCGCCGUGUUCAAGAAGAUCUGGUCGAUGGCUCUGUGCAUCACCUGCGUGUUCACCGUCACCCUGUCGGUGUUUCCUGUCAUCGCAGUCCGAGUCCAGACCGUCUACAAGGACAACGCUGCCUGGGACAAAGUCUUCACUUGUAUUUGCUGCUUCAUCGUUUUUAACGUCAUGGACUUGGCCGGCCGCGCAGCCCCGUCUCUCGUCCAAUGGCCUUCUAAGGAGAGCUUCCUGUUUCCUGUCACUGUGGCGUCUCGUCUGGUCUUCAUCCCUGUGGUCAUGAUGUGCAACAUCAACAACUCCAGACUCACCGUCCUCUUCGGCCACGACUGUGCCUUCAUCACCAUCAUGGCCCUGUUCUCCUUCUCCAAUGGAUACUUGGCUUCCCUCUGCAUGGCCUACGCUCCCCAGCUGGUGCACCGUAAGGACCGUGAGACCACCGGCUCUCUGAUGACCUUCUUCCUGGUCCUGGGUCUGGCUCUGGGAGCAGCCUUCUCCUUCUUACUGGGAAAACUGGUCUGAAGACUGGGAGGAGGAGACGUCAGGAAGAGUCACUGACCUGUCCAAUCUGUAUUGAACGAGGAGGGAGGAGCCACUGGUUCCAAUCAAAUGUCAUUUUCAUCCAGUGUGAACCUGAGUCAAGCACUUUGAACUAGGACUUUUAUUUUGUUAACACGUUCAGAAGAGUGAAGAGCUGGAUUUUAUUUUACUGGUUUGUGGAGUAUUAAAACAUGAAAACAUAGUUACUGUAAGACGGUUGAAGGAUCUGUGGAAGGUAAGAUGAAGUAUUUUUGACAGAAGCACAGGUUCUUCAUUUAUUCACAGCUAUAAUUCAAUGAAUGUAAAGUUUUCAUUUACUGCUUUUAUUCUGAAAACAAGACCUCGUAGGA